UUCAAUUGCUGUCAAAUAGGUAUUAGGGGUUAGAGCUGCAUACAUAGAUACAUAGAAUCAAGUGCGUAGUGUCAUUCAAGGUUAUUUAUAAUUUCAUCGCAAUACUCUCGAUUAGACGAUUCGCAAAAAUAUGUAACACAACCCGAAGACAGUCUGACAGUCAAAAUGUUGAGAUCAGUGCGUAUUUUAUACUUGGGAAAUCCCGGGGCUCUCAAUCUCCACACAAGCUGUGCGAAAUGCAAGGAGAGCACCAAAAACGAGUUCACUGUCAAAUUGGCAACCGGGCCGACGCUCCACGACUUUGUUUCAGAUACUACGAGUAAUUAUGAAGGAAAGCUGAAACUGGAAAAAGGGGAAAAAAACCGACUCCGACUACCACCAUGGUUGAAAACCGAAAUACCUAUGGGGGCUAAUUACAGCAAGCUAAAAUCUCAACUUCGUCAAUUAAACCUGAGCACUGUAUGCGAAGAGGCACGUUGUCCCAAUAUCGGAGAAUGCUGGGGUGGUGGCGAACAUGGAACUGCAACAGCCACUAUCAUGCUCAUGGGAGACACGUGUACUCGCGGAUGUCGCUUUUGUUCGGUUAAAACUGCACGGACUCCACAACCCCCUAAUCCUGACGAACCAGUCAACACGGCAGUAGCAAUCGCAGACUGGGGUUUAGACUACGUUGUCUUAACAUCAGUUGACCGUGAUGAUUUACCAGAUGGGGGAGCAAACCACAUAGCAGCUACGGUUGUAGAAAUUAAAAAGCGGAGACAAGAUAUGUUGGUCGAAUGUUUAGUACCAGACUUCAGAGGUAAUCAGGAAUGCGUAGCAAAAAUAGUUGAAUCGAAACUUGAUGUUUUUGCCCACAAUAUUGAGACUGUGGAACGUCUAACACCUUUUGUUCGUGACAGGCGUGCACACUAUAGACAGUCGCUGAGCGUUUUAGAAGGUGCGAAGAAUAAGAAUACAAAUUUGAUAACCAAGUCAUCGAUAAUGUUAGGAUUGGGGGAAACUGAACAAGAAAUUAAACAAGCCAUGCAAGAUAUGCGAAUAGCUGGAGUGGAUGCUUUAACUCUGGGACAAUACAUGCAGCCAACAAAACGACACUUAAAAGUCAUCGAAUAUGUAACACCAGAGCAAUUUAAAGCAUGGGAGAGUGUAGGAAAUGAUUUAGGCUUUCUGUACACAGCAAGUGGCCCAUUGGUGAGGUCUUCUUAUAAAGCUGGUGAAUUUUUCUUGACAAACAUAUUGAAGUCACGUCAAGCUGAAUCUAUUACACAAGAUUCAGCUACCUAACUAAUUAUAUCCUGAAUUUUAUAGCUGGUGCAAUGAUUACAUAGUAAUGUAUAUAGAAGGAAGUUAUUUAUACAAGUUGAAAGCCAUUAAUAAUCAUUGUAAAUUAAAUUUAUUCCAAAAGGGUGACACGCAACAUUUUCUAACUUCUACUUUUAAUAAUCAUAGCAAUAAUUAUUUCCGAACCUGCCAUACUCUUUCGGUUACGUUCCCACAAGCGAAUAGGUAGCUUGAGCAGGGUAGGGUAGGAAUGGAUUAGUAACCAUCAUGUAUUGCAUAGCCGAAUCUUUUUUAGUCAGUUCUUAAUAAUUAUUCACGCGAGGAAUUACACAUUUCUAUUUUUACUGAUAAUCUUAUAAUCACAUACCAUGAAAAGUUGAAUUAUCUUGAUUAAUUAAAGUGCACAAACUCUGGAAAUAUACCAUUUUAUUUCCUAAUUAUGUUAUUACAAAAGCUUAUUCAAAUAAAUGUUGCUAUAUUUUCAAUACAAUUUUCAGUUUACCAACAAGACUGAUAUCAAGUUAUCAUAAAGAUGAAAAUCCUUGCUGCCAACGGAGAAAACGACUUUAUUCCGGUGUGAUUAAUAACAUUUUUUUA
This is a messenger RNA of Neodiprion virginianus, 1878 nucleotides long. It is a transcript of the gene Las, whose product is annotated as lipoyl synthase, mitochondrial. Gene Ontology annotation, molecular function: 4 iron, 4 sulfur cluster binding; lipoate synthase activity. Gene Ontology annotation, cellular component: mitochondrion. NCBI's taxonomy places the organism in Eukaryota, Metazoa, Arthropoda, Insecta, Hymenoptera, Diprionidae. Bases 166 to 1284 code for a protein of 372 amino acids. The record is from RefSeq and is a predicted model, not a curated record. Gene Ontology annotation, biological process: lipoate biosynthetic process. The transcript is spliced from 6 exons.